AGAAAAUCUUCUAAUAUAGGUGCAAAAAUUUCUGGAAUUCACGUAUUUGGCUUUAAUGCUAUGGAUGUACAACAAGAACGUGAAAGAAAACAAAGACAACCAUGUUUUCUAAAAUCAUUUAAUACUUUAACUAUUGACCAAGGUUUGAUAUCACAAAAUGCUUACCGUAAAUUAGCUACAAUUCAAUCUGAAUUGCCACGAGAAUACAAUGUUUUAAAUACCAAAAAAAGAAUUAAUAAAGAAAUGAAUAUUAAAAUACCUAUUUUUACUUUAAAUAUUGAUGAUGUUGAUAUGUCUCUUACAACAAAUGAACCAUCUAAUGAUAAUAUAG
Racocetra persica is the source of this 331-nucleotide messenger RNA. NCBI's taxonomy places the organism in Eukaryota, Fungi, Glomeromycota, Glomeromycetes, Diversisporales, Gigasporaceae. The record is from the annotation of a GenBank genome assembly.